UCUGGUCUGGUCCAGCUAACGUUAGCUGACUGACCUGCUUGCCUCGAAAGCAGGACGGAUUUCAGGGAUAACAAUGUUUUAUUUUUAGGCCUAAUAGAGCUAAAGCGAAACGCCGAAUGGUAACCAGACAUACAUAACUGGAACCAGGAACCGUCAAUGCAAAGAAAGAGGGUGAGCUUUAAGAAGUAACGUUAGCAGAUCCAUGGCAAAGUGGCUGAAGGACUACCUGAACUUUGGCAGCAGGCGUGACCCUCCACAGCCCCCCAGGCCAGAUUACAGUGAGAGUGAGAUUUUGAGGGCUUAUAGAGCUCAGAAAGAGCUAGAUUUUGAGGACCCAUACCAACACACAGAUAAAGAGCACCAGAAUGGCAGUUUCAGCUCCUGUAGUGCCACAGUGAGCCUUCCCACUUUCCCUGCAUUUGGUUCAGUGCUGCCCAAUGGUGUGGAGGUGAAAGUUGUGUCUCCCAAACACAGACUAAUUAAAGUGGAUUCUCAGGAGUUUGGCCGCUGUAAAAUCCCCUUGAGUCCUGUGACUGUUCAAGAAGAACCAGUGGUUCCCUCUGCCCCAGCAGCAUCGGACACUGACACAGACUACUCUGACCCAUUUGAUGCCCGUCCAGACCCAAGAGCCAGACCAAACUGGGAACCCAAACCUGCACCAACAGACUGCUGCAGCUACAUGGAGCCAUUCGAGGCCCAGCGGAUCAUCUCAGAACUGCAGCACAGCAUGAUGACUAACAGGUCUGGAAGUGGAGAUCCCGGCCAGUUAUAUGAUAACCCGUACGAGGAGAGGACUCGUCUCCACCACCGAGCUGCUCCACCAGCACAACAGCAACCUCAGAAGGUUGAGGGCGGACUUGGCCCGAUCGACAGCAGGGAGAGCAGGCUCCCACAGGAUGAUGAGAGGCCCGCUGAUGAAUACGACCAGCCGUGGGAGUGGAAGAAGGACAAUAUCUCUAAAGCUCUAGCAGUUCAGUUUGAAGGUGCAGAAAGGGAGCGCUCUCGAGCUCAGACAGAGCAGACCAGGCUCACCAAGACAGGCGGCACAUCUACCGCGGCAGACUCAACGACUCUCCGUUUGGUCGGGGACACUCCUCCUUUACUGGGAGAAAGGGUGGAUCCAUCUCUGCCUCUGGAGAGACAAGUAUGGUACCAUGGAGCCCUGAGCCGCUUGGAGGCAGAAACUCUACUGACUCUGUGCAAAGAGAGCUCCUACCUGGUGAGGAACAGCCAGACCUGCCGUUGCGACUACUCGCUCUCACUCAGGAGCUGCAAAGGCUUCAUGCACAUGAAGUUCACUCAGUCUGCAGACGGGCGUUAUGUGCUCGGGGAGAACAGCCCCCCCUUCUCCACCAUUCCCGAGGUCAUCCACUACUACACUACACACAAGCUGCCAAUCAGAGGCGCUGAGCACAUGUCCCUGCUGUAUCCUGUCAUAGUGCAGACCCUCUGACACUGACAAACCACAAACUCUUCCUCCUGGUGCUACUGAAUGCAAUAUAUACUCAAUAUUUCCCUCUUUCUGGCCCCUUUUCCUACAUGCCUUUUCACUGCCAUUCUACCUGCACUACUCACAAGAGAUUGGACUGGUUGGUGCCAUCUUUUCCUUUUCUUUUUAUCAUAACCCCAGUAACUACACUGGCAGCUUAACAACAGAGCUCAGUGCCUCAUGAACCUAUGCCUGUGAACUGGUAUGAUCACUGAAAUUCCUGUAUUUUAAUACCACGGACUCCUGAAAAUCAGCCAUCAUUGAUAUUAAGAUUGAUAGCUGAGUACUUUUAGGUAAAAGAGAAAAAGAAAAAAAAAAAAA
Messenger RNA from Seriola dumerili (greater amberjack), 1810 nucleotides. RefSeq names its product SH2 domain-containing adapter protein F-like. The transcript has 8 exons. Bases 203 to 1453 code for a protein of 416 amino acids. Gene Ontology annotation, molecular function: phosphotyrosine residue binding. The record is from RefSeq and is a predicted model, not a curated record. Lineage: Eukaryota; Metazoa; Chordata; Actinopteri; Carangiformes; Carangidae.